Molecule: messenger RNA, 2820 nt
Organism: Actinia tenebrosa (Australian red waratah sea anemone)
Lineage: Eukaryota; Metazoa; Cnidaria; Anthozoa; Actiniaria; Actiniidae
Source: RefSeq, a predicted model, not a curated record
UUUCACAUUUAAAGUUCAGGCUCACUUUAGUCUAAAUGUGUAAAUGUGUAAAUGUGUUAAUGUGUCUUUUUUCGGUGGACAACGUUAAUGACAUUGACUGUAUAUAUAAGGCAACAGAGGAGGUUAGCUUGAAAGGAUCGUUGUCUGUGGGCUAUUAGAUGUGACACAAAACAACUGUCAGAGGGGGAUGUGCGGUAUUGAGCCCAUCUUUUCAUGAUUCCGUGCCGUCUAUUGAGUUCAUUCGUCAGACUGCAGAAUAACCAUCGGAAAGAAUGCGGUAGCAACGUAAUGUAAUAGGCCAAUGUUAUCAGUUUGAAGUCUAGUUCCUGCCGGGAGUCGCCGCUUCGAUUCAUGGCUCCUCAAGGGAAUGGAUAAAUCUUCGACAAACUCCUUGAAUUCAAGAAGAAACUUUAAAUUACCGCCGAUUCAAGGCGCGCUACCGACCACAUUAUACGGAGAUCGGGCUUGGAAGAGCAAUAACAAGCCUUCACUAUCGACCCAUGGUUCUAUUCAACCACAUGUUCGAAUCAAGGAGUCGAUUCCAAGCCGUGACUUUCAUUCUUUACAUCAUGCAACCUUACGAAAGAGAGUCGAUCCUUUUGCGAAGAAGACGACCACACUUGCAUCGUCAAGACAACACACCGCAACAGUCGAGUUCAACUUGGGACAUGAGUUUCCAAAAUCCUAUUCGGUAUUACCGCCAAUAAGUAAAGAUACACGGACUAAAGAUAAUGAAAAUUCAUGUUUGUUAUCUGCUACUAAGAUAAAUCCAGUUAAGAGGGAAUCGAGAACGACCGAUAAGAAAUAUCAUAGCACAGCCAGUGAGCUGUUAUCAGAGCGGAGACGAGUGAGACUUUUAGAGAAGCAACAAGCACAAAAUGGUAUCGAACAGGAUCAAUGUGGCGCUAAGACCGAGUCUCGAAGCCGAACCCACAAGGAAACUGAACCUUAUGCUAAAACCUCGAAAACCGAGGAAGCAAAAGAGACUGUGAAUCGUAAACCAAGUGCUACGUACUUAUUAUAUAUCAAAAGCAAUAGAAAAGAUCGAAGAGGAGGGGUCUGUCCUGAGAAUGAAAGCGGCUUGAUAAAUGUCACAGAACAGCUCAAAGAGAUCUUUCUCAGGCGCAACAUGGAAGAAAUGUAUUUAAUCUAAAAAGCAGUUGUCCAUUCUACUAUUUUAGCUCCGACAGGUGCGAGAUGUCUUGGGUUUGAACUUUGUUUGUUCAACGACACGGGCUAUCAGUCUGUCAGUCGUAAAAACGGCUUAGAAAAUUUUGAAGUUUUGAUCUUUGUUGGUCUACUAAAGCCGCCGGAUUUUGGACACCAGAUAUUGAAAAACCUUACCGGUGGCUGACCUCUGAUUACGAGGAACCUCAUCACUGGACUGAACCAAUAUCCGACUGAUGAUCUAUCUCACUUAGGCUGGGAUAACUAACAAUAUCAAAGUAUCAUGUUCACAUACAUAUUUAUACUAUAUUAUGGAAGCAUGAGAUUGUACUGUAAAAACGAUAACCUUGAGAAAGAAUUGAUGAUAGCUCCGAUCAAUACUCUUCUCUGACUAGCUGUCAGUCAUCCAGGAUUAAACUGUGAAAAAGGCAACYGAUCUUUCACGACCAAUAAACCUAAAACUGGUUUUGCUAUCUUCUAAAGCACGAUUGAGUGAUUCACGUUUAAUAGCCUCGUAGUUACGAUGUUUUCUCUACAUUCAUCCUAAAUAAGCCGCGUUUUGGUCGCUCAUGUUCCGGUUGCCACCGUUCACGCCGUCAGACCGUCAAGUUUAAUCCUUCUUUUCCGACAUAGACCUCAUACAAAAACUGCUUAGAAAUAGAAACGCAUUACCAGUUUCUCUUCAGUGACGGAGAGAUGGUACUAACUGUUAUUUCCAAGACAAAUUACUCAAAAAGCUAACUAUAUGAAAAAACGGCACGAAAGUAUAAAGUUUUUUGUAAAUAAUAUAAAAUAAUGAUUGUGUGGGUGGGUGUUUUCUUUGUAGAUAAAACCUGUACUUAACAAACUAAAACGAAAGCCAACAACAACGAAAAGAGAAUUUUGCCGUUUUCUUCAGUCUGCCAUGAGUAACUGAUAUUCCGAAGAUUUUCACUCAUUUUAAAAAUUGAAAAAUUCAGAGUUUAGGAAAAAAGAAUAAUUGAAUAGAUGCCGAGGAGAAAAAAUAUAUAAAUUUUAUGGUAGGAAACGUGUUUUAUUUUCACAAGAAGAAAGAAAAAGAGGACUGAAUAGCUAAAUGUUCUGCUGAUUGUUUUGAAAUCAAGUCUGUUAGAUGGUUUCCUUGGCAACUACAUGGAAGGCAGCUGCGAGAAUUGGUGAUUCAUUGUAGUGAGGAAUAUAGCCUUUCAAGGAGAUAUUCUUAUAGCAUCAAAUUUACACUACGAUAGAAUGAAUAAAUAUUAAUAAAAAGAACAGUGCACUUACUUAUAGUCCUUUUCAAAUUAUAUGUUAUAAAUCACUGAGGACAUUAAAUUGGAACAAAAAUUCAAAAUACAAUAAUUAAUAGUGUCUACUAAUAACAUUUUAUAUCUAAGAACGCCGGAGAUAUUUCAUAUCUUGCAAUUCAUAAAUUAAUUAAAUAAGUCGUAAAACAGGCUGUGUUUUGUGAGAGGUUUACUCAUUACGGCACUGAAGAAAAGCACGGUGUUCAUCAAUUUUUUCAGAAAAUUCACACAAUGACAAUGAGGCAAGGAAAAGUUCAGCCACUGAUAAAAGUGGACAGAGUUUUUCAUGUAAUGAUAGGAAAAUCUAUUUGUCAAAAACAGUGAGCAAGCAGCAAUGUUUCUAAUUAUAGCAACCUCACUAAUUCACCUA